CACAACGUAAGUGGCUUCCUGGUGAAUGCCAAACAAACCGAUUUCAAUUGCCUCAACGACUUCAAGCCGCUUAAAUGGCAAACGUGCGCUGUUUAUACAAGCUUAUUCGUCUGCAGAAGCUCCUGCUGCCGCUCAAUGCGACUAGCUCCCGUUUGGCUCCACUGCAGCCGAGACCAUUGACAUUUUUAAUAGCAAGGAGUUAUGGAAAGGAUGAGAAGAAAGCCAAUCUAGAAGACUUUAGAGCCCGCGAGGAGCAGCGCGAAAGGGAGCGGGAUGCGGCCGAUCAAGCUGCCGAAAAGGCAUCACAAAAAGAAGCAGGCGGAGGUGGUGGACUGGGUGCAAAAGGAUCAGAGUCUACAGGCCCAGAAGAUGACGCCAAGCAAGCCAAGGUGGAUGCCAUAAGGGCAAAGAUCCUGGACGCUGCAUUGCAGCAUGUGCCCCAGCAGGGCUGGACCCGCCAGGCCAUCAUUCUGGGUGCCGAGGAAAGUGGCUAUCCUAGCGUGGUGCACGGCAUGUUUCCCGAGGGUGGCUUCGCGCUGGUCUCCCACUUCAACGGCAAGUGCAACGCCCAGCUGGUGGAAAGCCUGCAGCAAAAGACAGAUGGUGGCAAGCAGGAGGUGGAGGAUCCUCUAGAUUUUCUGGUACAAGCAGUGCGCCAGCGUCUGGAGAUGGUUACUCCCUACAAGACGCAUUGGCCCCAGGCGAUGGCCCUAUUAGCCCAGCCCCAGCAUGCGCCCACAGCUCUGGCCCAGGUGCUCACCCUGGUGGAUGACAUCUGCUACUACUCCGGAGAUCGAUCUGUGGAUUUCGGUUGGUACACGAGACGUGUGGGUCUGGCGACCAUCAUGAAGAUGACCGAGUUGUACUUCCUGCAGGACAAGUCCCCAGGACAUGCGCAGACCUGGGAGUUCCUCAAGAGCCGCAUGGACGAGGCUGUGCAACUCCAAAUGAUGCUAUCCCAAACAGAGGGCAUGACGCACACGUUCCAACGCUCCUUUAACUCGGCGUUCAUCACGGCGCGUAAUAUUCUCGGUCUGGGCUACAAUCGUAACUAGCACGGAAGUGAAACCAUGUCGGGAUCCGAUGCCUUGAGUGCCACACGCAGUCCAAAGAUUAAUAAUUUUAGUGAGAACGGUUCUGCUAGCCCUUAAAGAUCUACACCUAUACUUACCUUAGAUCCAUAUGUAUAUAUGUGCAUAUAAGUACAUCCUAUUCAACACCCAAUGACAGUUUUAAGCUUAUUUGUAUUUUCGGGGAAGUUGAUUUUAAAUAUUUUGUUAGACAUAUUCUCGAUUUUUCUUACUUUGCUGAUAUUCGUAGCCCAAUACUGCAAAUAAAGGGGGAAAACGGGAAUGUGUCCAUAAUUUUUAAAGUUUGUUUCCUUAUUAGUGUUUCCUAUUAACGUUGCCAAUUUUCUGAAUAGUUGGCUCUGUCCAAUCGCUGACUAAUCAAGCGCAUGACCUUCGUGCCCUCAAACUUGCAGUUGAAACGCUUAAGUGAUUUUGCAUAGAUACAGCUCACGGAAAUUUAAGGUUUACUUAAGGCUUAGGUAAAUAUAAUAAAGGUUAAACAAGCUG
This is a messenger RNA of Drosophila melanogaster (fruit fly), 1577 nucleotides long. It is a transcript of the gene Coq9, whose product is annotated as coenzyme Q9. Gene Ontology annotation, biological process: ubiquinone biosynthetic process. NCBI's taxonomy places the organism in Eukaryota, Metazoa, Arthropoda, Insecta, Diptera, Drosophilidae. The transcript is spliced from 4 exons. The record is from RefSeq and is marked reviewed. Gene Ontology annotation, molecular function: lipid binding. Bases 75 to 1055 code for a protein of 326 amino acids. Gene Ontology annotation, cellular component: mitochondrion.